AUGGAGGGCCUCAACAAUGGCGACACCGCAUGGAUGGCCAUGUCCUGUGCGCUGGUUCUCUUCAUGACACCCGGGCUAGCCUUCUUCUAUGGAGGUUUAGUCCGCGACAGCAACAUCGUGAACACCAUGAUGAUGUCCAUCAUCUCGAUGGGACUCACGACCAUCACGUGGCUGGUGUUCGGCUUCAGCUGGUCCUUCGACGAGUGGGGUGCAGGCAAGGGCUUCACGUACGUCGGCUUCCGUCAUCUGGACAAGGUCUGGCCCGACACCACCAUGCCAGGCUUAACCUUCGCCGUCUUCCAGAUGACCUUCGCCAUCAUUGCUGCGGCGAUCAUUUCGGGCGCUGUGGUGGAGCGCAUUCGGUUCUCGGCGUAUGCCAUUUUCAUCGUCGUCUGGGUCCUUGCGGUGUACGUGCCCCUGUGCCACUGGAUCUGGGGCGGCGGCUGGAUCGCCGAGAUGGGCGCCAAGGACUUUGCUGGCGGCACAGUGGUCCACAUCAGCUCGGGUACUUCAGCCUUUGCGCUCGCGUCGCUUCUGGGCGAGCGCAAGCACCGAGCGGAGUCCUUUCCCAGCAACCUGCCCUUCGUCAUUUUGGGCGGCGGCAUCCUGUGGCUUGGAUGGACCGGCUUCAACGGCGGAUCCGCCUUCGCCGCCAACGGAGACUGCGCUUUGGCUGUGGCAACCACGUACAUCGCGGCGGCUGCGGCCAUGAUCACUUGGAUCACGGUGGAGCGCAUCCUGGACGGGGCCCCCACCUCCGUCGGUGCCAUGUCCGGCGCGGUGGCGGGACUUGUGAACAUCACCCCGUGCGCCGGCUUCGUGGAGCCUCUGGGUGCUCUGGGGGUUGGGGCUAUUGGUGCCCUGUGCUGCAUCUUCGCCGCUCGUGGGCUGAAGAGGCUGAACCUUGUGGACGACUCGCUGGACUGCUUCAGCCUCCACGGAGUCGGAGGCUUUGCGGGCGCCAUCCUUGGCGGCUUCUUCGAUUCUGGGGAUGGCUUGAUCUACGGCAACGAUGGAAUGCUGCUGGUGAAGAACCUCGCCGGCGCCGCUUUCGGCGUUGUCUACUCCGCAGGGGUCACGGCGGUGAUCUUCUUCCUCAUGCGCCUCGUGAUGCGCAUGAGGGUCAGCGAGGAGCAGGAGCUGGAAGGCGAAGCGAUGUUUGCAAGCGUGUCGCCUGUGGCGGGUAAGUUCCUGGUUGCCUACGGCAAGAACGAGAACUCGGGCAAGCCCAACGCUUUCGGCGAGCACUCCCAGCGCUUCAAGCCCGAGGAGGCCCCGACGCUUCUGACAAGUGCCCCAGCCGCGGCUGCCACAGAGAAGCCCACUGCCACGGAGGUCUGA
Molecule: messenger RNA, 1341 nt
Organism: Symbiodinium natans
Lineage: Eukaryota; Dinophyceae; Suessiales; Symbiodiniaceae
Source: the annotation of a GenBank genome assembly